AUGCCUCCCAGAUUACAGAGCCUGCAACGGCUGGGCACCGCUAGCCUGUGCCUGCGCCCAGCUGUGAGGCCAGCAACACCGAGCUUCCUCCCGAUCGUGCAGACCGCCAACCUCUCCCAGCGGGAGAAGAAGCGCAAGGCGAAGCAGGACCCCUACCGAUACCAACAGGCGCAGCAGCGCAAGGCUGCGAACGAGAAGAGGCAGGCCGAGAUCCAGGCGGAGAAGGACGCGAGCUGGGGCAACCCGAUCUACGGAAUCCAGACUCCCUUUGUCGAAUCGUUCGAUUCCGCCGGCCAGGCGUCCAUGACGCCCGAGAUUAAGGAUGACAAGGGCAACGUCAUCCAGAAACCGCACCCCCUCCCGACGUCGCCGGGGCUGCUGAACCACCUCGUCACCCGCGACGAGCUGGAACAAGUGAUACAAAAGGCCUACGUGCUCACGCAGCCGGUCAUGAACGAGAACCCCGAAUACUCCGACCCCACCGCGCACAAGAUCGCCGUCAGCAAGCACAAGAGCAACCACGUCAAGGCGGUCGAGGCCUUGAACCGGAUUCUGUCGAUGGAAAACGCAAGUUCGAAGAUUAUCCUGCACACCAAUAUCAAGAGAUGCGUGGAGGAGUUUGGACGCCACAACACCGACCAGGUUUUGAGGCAGAAGCCCAAGUCCAUCUAUGUCGACCCCGAAGCUCCGGAAAAGCCCGAGAGGGCCGGUCCUGACACGGGAAGUUCGGAGGUGCAGAUUGCGAUCUUGACGGCCAAGAUCAGGAAGCUGGCCAUGGAGCUGGGCCGGAACCGCGGCUACAAGGACAAGCACAACAAGAGGAACCUGAGGGUGCUCUGCCACCGGAGGCAGAGGCUGAUGAAGUACAUGGAGAAGAAGGAGAGGGGCAGCGAGCGGUGGACGAAUAUGCUCGAGAAGCUGGGUCUGACACCGGCAACCUGGCAAGAGCAGAUCAGCUUCUAA
Messenger RNA from Colletotrichum karsti, 963 nucleotides. RefSeq names its product ribosomal protein s15. Gene Ontology annotation, molecular function: structural constituent of ribosome. NCBI's taxonomy places the organism in Eukaryota, Fungi, Ascomycota, Sordariomycetes, Glomerellales, Glomerellaceae. Bases 1 to 963 code for a protein of 320 amino acids. The transcript has 2 exons. Gene Ontology annotation, cellular component: ribosome. The record is from RefSeq and is a predicted model, not a curated record. Gene Ontology annotation, biological process: translation.